Ilex paraguariensis (yerba mate) is the source of this 2510-nucleotide messenger RNA. Lineage: Eukaryota; Viridiplantae; Streptophyta; Magnoliopsida; Aquifoliales; Aquifoliaceae. The record is from the annotation of a GenBank genome assembly.
AUGGUGGUGUACGGAACGACCAUGUUUCUUGGCUUACUGUUCUUUCUUGAAACGCAGCUUUUUCCAAAAAUGGCUGCUAUAGAUUGCCCCUUAGAUUUGAGUGGUUCAAACAUUACACUGGCUGCCUCCAUCUGCUCCAAUAAAGAAGAUCGAGGGAAGUGUUGCCGCUACAUUAAUGCCCUUAUUGCAGUUUCUGUGGCUCGCUAUGCAAAUGCGACGAGCAACCUGGGGGUCACUUCAGAUUUAUCUGAUAUUUGUCUCCAUUCUUUAUCAGAAACUUUAGAACUGUAUGGAGUAACACAAAAUGCAACAGCUUUCUGUGGCUUUGGGACAAAAAUUCCGGUUAAUUAUCAAUGUCAGGGUCGAACAACUGUCAUUCAGAUGCUGCAGUCUCCAAAAUUUAUGGAUGUUGCUGUAAACUGCACACUACCACUGUCAGGAGAAAAUAACUGCAGAACGUGUUUAAACGCGGGCAUUUUAUAUCUCCGCAAUCUAGUGGGAGCAGUAGAUAAUAUUACCUUGAGUACUUGCAGGGAUGCAACUUUUGUUGCGCUUGCAAGCCAAGUUGAUAAUGUCUCAGCUGUUGACUUAGCUGCCUGCUUCUUUGGGGUUCAAGGGCUUGUCACUCCUCCAGCUUCUGGACCAUCGCCAUACUUACUAUCACCUGAGGCAUCUCCAAGUCCAUUAAAUGCUUCUAGCCCAAGUCAGCUCGCCUUGACCGUACCCAUUAAAGAAAAUCACCACCCUUUCCAUCUCACAUUGAUCCCAGGUGUUGGCAUAGCAGUUACGGCUGUAGUUAUUUUGAUGCUGGUAGCCUUGAUAGGUCUUAUUCGUAGAAAAAGCCAAGAGCUGGAGGAUUCUGGUGCUAUUGAUGAGACUUCCCCAAAAGCCUUUCCUCCGCCUACAAGAAAAUUUCAGGAAGGUCCUUCAUCUAUGUUUAGAAAAUUCAGCUAUAAGGAGAUAAAGAAGGCGACAGACAAUUUCGGCACCAUCAUCGGUCAAGGAGGGUUCGGGACAGUGUACAAAGCUGAGUUUAGUGAUGUACUGAUGGCAGCAGUGAAGCGGAUGAACAAAGUCUCAGAGCAGGCAGAGGAUGACUUCUGCCGAGAAAUAGAACUUCUGGCCAGACUGCAUCAUCGUCAUCUUGUUGCUCUACGUGGAUUUUGCAUUGCCAAGCAUGAAAGGUUCUUCAUUUACAUGGCUAUGUUUGCGUAUGGAGAGAUAACUUUGCAUGCUGGCAAAAUCAAAGCCUCUUGUUUGUUUCAUGGCAGGUUUCUGAUAUAUGAGUAUAUGGCAAAUGGAAGCUUAAAGGAUCAUCUUCACACUCCAGGUAGAACUCCUCUGAGUUGGCGGACCAGAAUUCAAAUUGCCAUUGAUGUGGCAAAUGCUUUGGAGUACCUCCACUACUACUGCGAUCCUCCUCUGUGUCAUAGAGACAUUAAAUCUAGCAAUAUUUUGAUGGAUGAGAAUUUCGUUGCAAAGGUUGCAGAUUUUGGCCUUGCACAUGCUUCAAAAGAUGGUUCCAUUUGCUUUGAACCAGUAAACACCGAUAUCAGGGGAACUCCAGGUUGUAAAAGCCUCUCUCUCUCUCUCUCAAUCAAUAUCUCUUGAUCUGAAGAUAAAUGCUGCACGAAUUCCAGGUUAUAUGGAUCCUGAGUAUGUGGUCACUCAAGAGCUUACUGAGAAAAGUGAUGUAUACAGUUAUGGAGUUGUACUGUUAGAGCUAGUGACUGCAAGACGAGCUAUACAAGACAAGAAGAAUUUGGUGGAGUGGUCCGAAAUCUUCAUGACAUCAGAAUCAAGGUUACCUGAGCUUGUGGAUCCCAGUAUGGGGGACGCCUUUGACUUGGAUCAGCUUCAAACAGUUGUGACAAUUGUGAGAUGGUGUACCCAGAGAGAAGGAAGGGCAAGACCUUCGAUUAAGCAGGUACUAAGGCUAUUGUACGAAUGUUCAGACCCAAUUUAUAGUGGGUUUGUUGAUGCUGUAGAAAAUGAAGAGUGUGAAGGAACCAAUGGGAGGGGAAGGAUGAGUAAAGGUAAAAUGCAUAGGGGUGAUGGGAUCUUUUACAGUGGGGAUGGAAGGUGUCUAGCUUCUUCUUCAAGUACAUCUAGGUCGUAUUGUAGUAGAAGCUUUUUACUUGAGAGUGGCUCUCCACAAUCUCCUCCUAAUAUACCCUCUGUCUGAGGCCAGCCAUUCACCUGUUCGGCUUCUCAUAACACUUGUACAAGUUUUUUUUGGCAGAGCACUUCAGCUAACCCAUAGUUGCAAGUUGGUGCAUCAUUUUGCAGGUACCCAAUGUUAUUCAAUUGUAUUGAGUUAUUGCUUUCCUUUUGUUGAGCACCUAAUGAUUACUAAACACAUUAAGUUAAAAAAAAAGAGAGAAAGACAAGCGAGACUAUGGAUGCCUUUUUUUUUUCCUGUUCUUUUUUCUAUUUGGGUUUGCAGUGUGCUAAAGUUUUGGAAGAAUGAGUUAUGUUUCUUUUUCUUUGUUGUUGCGGAUUUUGGCUGU